Momordica charantia (bitter melon) is the source of this 826-nucleotide messenger RNA. RefSeq lists its product as uncharacterized. Lineage: Eukaryota; Viridiplantae; Streptophyta; Magnoliopsida; Cucurbitales; Cucurbitaceae. The record is from RefSeq and is a predicted model, not a curated record.
UCCUUUCUUCUCCGCAGCGCAGCGUUCCCAUUUCUUCUCUUGUCAAGUAAUUAAUUAAUUCCGCGUUGGGGUUCGGCUUCCCGAUUCCCAUGGACGAAGUCCUCGUAGCAGCUGACGUUUCAUCCAAGCCCUCACUUCUCCCUGCAAAUCUCCCUCUCCUAUCCGCCUUCCUUUCCUUUGCGCUCGCUCAAUUUCUCAAGCUUUUCACUACCAGGUUCAAAGAGAAGAAAUGGGAUUCCAAAAGGAUGCUGGGGUCUGGUGGAAUGCCCUCAUCUCAUUCGGCCACUGUAGCAUCUCUAGCUGUAGCUAUUGGCUUGCAAGAAGGAACUGGGGGACCAGCUUUUGCACUUGCUUUGGUUCUGGCAUGCGUUGUGAUGUAUGAUGCUACUGGUGUUAGACUCCAUGCUGGUCGCCAAGCUGAACUAUUAAAUCAAAUUGUUUGCGAACUUCCUCCCGAGCACCCUGUCUCGACUGUUAGACCUCUACGAGAUUCGCUUGGCCAUACCCCGCUCCAGGUUGUUGCUGGUGCAUUGUUGGGAUGUAUAGUUGCAUAUCUGAUGAGAAUUCGAGCGUAGCAUUGCCAUCCGUAUCCGUAGAGGUGAGAAUCAAAGGCAUAUCUUGAAAAAUGCAAAUUGUGGCUUUGUGUGUUCAGUUGAAUGUUGUACAAAAGAAUAUUCAUACAUGUACUGAAUUUAAUUAACCUAUCACCACUUUCUUCAACAUCCUUAGCUUCCCACUUGGUGUAUAAACAGUCUUAUUGUUUCUCAAAAACAACAAAAAUAUGCAACUUUUGAAUGGCUGCCCUUAUCAAUCUCUUUUUCUAUUU